Molecule: messenger RNA, 879 nt
Organism: Vollenhovia emeryi
Lineage: Eukaryota; Metazoa; Arthropoda; Insecta; Hymenoptera; Formicidae
Exons: 2
Molecular function (GO): nucleic acid binding
Source: RefSeq, a predicted model, not a curated record
AUGGUUUUCACAAAUAGUGAAAUGUACGACAUGAUCAUAAUAUUCCGGAAGUGCAAUGAACAACCGCGAGUAGCUGCGAGAGUUUAUGCUCGGCGAACUCCACUUAUACAUACUAUGCCAAUGGUACAAAUGGUUACUGACGAUCCAAACGUCAGUACACGGACCAUCGCACGGCAUGUAGGAGUUUCCCAGGCAACGGUAUGUAGGGCUUUAAAAGCAGCUCACUUCCAUCCUUACAAAGUUACCCUGACUCAAGAGCUGCAUAAUAAUGAUGAAGCUCGCAGAAUGAGAUAUUGUCAGUGGCUCCUUAAUGUAAGUGAAGAAAAUUUUUAUUUUACGAAGUACAUUCUGUUUUCGGACGAAUGUACUUUCUCUAAUAAUAGCACCGUCAACCGCCAUAACUUACAUUACUGGGCCAUCGAGAAUCCUCACUGGAUGCGGCAAGCAAACAGUCAAGUCAGGUGGUCGGUGAACGUUUGGGCGGGCAUUCUCGGGGACCACAUCAUUGGGCCAUACUUUAUUGAUGGUAAGGUCAAUGGCGAAGGGUACCGAAAAUUUCUUCGAGACAAGCUUGUCGACUUGUUGGAUGAGGUGCCACUGGAAUCACGUGUUAACAUGUGGUUCCAGCAGGAUGGCCAUCCUGCACACACCGCCAAGGCGAAAAUAAAUUUGUUAAAUGAGAAGUUCGGUAGCCAUUGGAUCGGUCUUCGCGGUUCCCACGAAUGGCCACCGCGUUCACCAGAUCUCACACCACUUGACUUUUUUCUGUGGGGUCAUCUAAAAGAGCAAGUAUACGCAACGCGACCUGUUAGCGUUCAAGAUCUCAAGAAUAGAAUUGUACGAGCUUGCCGUACAAUAAGUCCAGAGAUCUUGCGCCGA